Molecule: messenger RNA, 1401 nt
Organism: Fulvia fulva
Lineage: Eukaryota; Fungi; Ascomycota; Dothideomycetes; Mycosphaerellales; Mycosphaerellaceae
Exons: 2
Coding region: 1-1401 (466 amino acids)
Source: RefSeq, a predicted model, not a curated record
AUGAAGCUAAACAUAGCCUGCCUUGGGGCGCUAUACCUGCAGCGCGCCACCACUUCGCCAAAAUCGUUGGCGCUCGACAAGGCGGGCGGCCUCUCCACUGCCCUGGACAGCACCAGCACUGGCGCGUCAAGCAAUGACAGCGCCACCAUUCUUGCUCGCUCUGACCGAUCUGGCGACGUUGAGAUGGGCGGCAUUGACGACCGGGACUACAUGAUCCAGGGAACGCCGCCUCGUAAUCCAAGUCCGAUUAGGGAUCCAAUCCUUGCCGAGCUCACUGAGACAGAUGCCCAAGCGCUCAUCCAGAAAGGCGCGAAGCUGUAUGCCUGGAUGAGCGAACCGAACGUGGGAACCCUCACACAGCUCUUGCGACAAGACAACAAACUGGGCCCCGAAGCGUGCCUGCAAAGCGAUUUCACGACCUAUCCUCAAGAUUUGGUGGACGCGGGCUGGGACCGGGACCCGUUGGGCAUCGACGCACCUCUGUCGGAUUUCCAGGAGUCCAUACCACUGAAGCUUAUGGUUGAUGGCCUUGGCAUCUCUACAACGUGGGAAAUUCCGCCUGACCAACAGGGAGACAAUGAGUAUGUCACCUGGCAUCACACUGACCCGAACUUCGACGGGACGGACCAUGGUGUGGCAACGGGAGCUUUCUACUCCAUCGUGUACAACACAAAAGAUGGAGUCAUCAUGCUCGUCUCCAACUACGGUCCUCGCAAAGAGCUCCCCAGUCAGGUAUCCGGCGAAUACCAGAACCGCGGGCAGGCUUUCAUGGACAAGUUUAUUGCAGAUUACCAAUAUCCCGCCCUCAGCCACGUCUCCGACGUCUCCGCCCUUGAAUACAACGGGCAGUGCAAGCGACGAAACCACAACGCCAAGGACCUCAACAAACUGAUCAUGGUGUCAUCCCAGUCGGACGUCUCUGUACAGGUAGUCGACUACCUGCUAAAGAAGAAAGGCAUACAGCAUCUGGCGCCUGCGCGAGAGUACGGCCGAUACAAAGCUCCAGCUUGGCCGCAGAAGAUAAGAUACCUGCCCGGCAGCGAUGGCUUCAAGCUUCUCUUGGCAAAUCCCAAUGGCAACCUAGCAACAUUCCUGCUCAUCCAGCACCGGCAGGAGUUCGGCCUUAAGCGUGUGGGCAAGAUUGAUGUAUUUGAUGAUGACCACUACGAUCAUUCGCCGCAGCAAGGGUACAAGGGAGCCAGCAUGGCCUACUAUCUGGAGGACCUAGACAGCAAGGGCAAGCCAGUGGUAAAGGCUGGAGCUUCUGGUAGUGGAGCUGGUAAAAAGCCUCUAAAGACUGGUGGGUCUGGCGGUAGGACUGGCAAGUCUGGCAAGAUUGAGAAGCCGAAGCGACCGGGCUUGAGGUCAGGCGGGAAGGUACAGCGGAUGGCGAAGUUGUGA